Vicia villosa (hairy vetch) is the source of this 906-nucleotide messenger RNA. Its product is annotated as pathogenesis-related thaumatin-like protein 3.5. Gene Ontology annotation, biological process: defense response. The transcript has 2 exons. NCBI's taxonomy places the organism in Eukaryota, Viridiplantae, Streptophyta, Magnoliopsida, Fabales, Fabaceae. The record is from RefSeq and is a predicted model, not a curated record. Bases 30 to 848 code for a protein of 272 amino acids. Gene Ontology annotation, cellular component: extracellular region.
CUACUACCAAAUUGUGUUAAGAUUGAAAAAUGCAGCUUCUAAAAUCUAUAACCCCCUUAAUUUUCUUCACAAUCUUACUUAACAAUUUUUAUGGUAAUGUAGAGGGAUAUCAAGCAACAUUCUAUAUACACAACAAAUGUCCUUUUCCAAUAUGGCCAGCAACAGCACCAAACACUGGUCAACCAAUUAUAGCAGAUGGUGGAUUCUAUCUUCCUUCAAGCCAAACAAAGAAAAUUCUAGCACCAUGGUCAUGGAGUGGUAGAAUUUGGGCAAGAACAGGUUGUAAUUUUGCUUCAAAUACUUGGAAACCAUCUUGUGAAACAGGAGAUUGUGAUGGAAAACUAGCAUGCAAUGGACUCAUAGGAACUCCACCAGUUACAUUAGUUGAAAUCACACUUCAAGGUGAUAAAGGAAAACCUAAUUUCUAUGAUGUUAGUCUCGUCGACGGUUACAAUAUUCCGGUCUCCGUCGUUGUUCCAAAUAAGAACAUAAAUUCCAAGUGUAACAUUCAAGGUUGUUUGAAGGAUGUUAGAAGUUCGUGUCCGCAUGAGCUUGAGGUCUUGAAUUAUAAUGGAGAAGUUGUGGCUUGCAAAAGUGCUUGUUUGGCUUUUGAUCUUGAUAACUUUUGUUGUAGGAAUGGUUAUGGAAGUCCUGAGAAGUGUAGGCCUAAUGUUUACUCAAAAAUAUUUAAGGAUGCUUGCCCUAAUUAUUUUAGUUAUGCUUUUGAUACUCCUACUCCUCUUGUGAGUUGUGGUUCCUUAGAAUAUGUGAUCACAUUUUGUCCUUAUGGGUGGGGUGGUGCUGCCGUUGAUGUUCCGAAACCUCACACGAAUAUUUCUGAUGUCUGAUGCGUGUCAAGGUGAAAUCAACACAAAUGAUAUAUUUUAAUUUAUUUAUUUUAAUUUA